AAGGCUGCACCCUGUCAGCCAGCAGUGCCAGGCCCGGCCGCCAUCUUACUGCGCUCUUGUUGCUCCGAAAAAGAAACGACUGACCGACUUAGCGGGUCGAAUCCGCCUGCUAUCACUUCCCUUUUUUUCUUGCGGGCGGAUAAGUUGGAGUAACUGCCGGUGGAGCCGAUCUAAGGGUUGGCUGGAGCGGGGCUCCGCCUUUGCCCGUGUGCGUGUUGGCGGACAUACGGACGGACGGAGUGUGUCUGAAGCGGUGGCUGCUUCGGCCGAGGCCGGGGCCCGGCUCGGGCUCCCUCACGUGCGGCUAGCAGCAGGAGGAGGGAGUGGAGCUGGCCUCUGUGGUUGGAGAGGCCAGUGUGUCUGGGUCUCAGCGCUGCAUGGCUGCGAUGGCGCCCGCUCUCACAGAAGCGGCAACUGAAGCUCAUCAUAGAUUCAAACUGGCAACUCCAUCUUCCUCCCUCUCUCCAUCAGGCACAGCGGACCGUGAUAACAGCAAUUCGAUUAACAAUUCCAAAAGGAAAGCCUUUGCAGACGACCACAGUCUGGAUUUUCGGAAAAACUCCAGGAGUGAAGAUCACUGCAAAUUGGUAUCCCCAUACCGCUGUCUUGAUGCAGCAUCUCGUCCACCUCCUCCCCCAGAAUCAGUGAAACUCCAAGGAUCUUUCAGCAAGCACGCAGUCAUCAAAUCUCAUACCAUAUUGUCACAUUCAUUACUGGACACCGGAGUAAUUAGGGCAGAGCUGAUUGACGGGCAAGCUGCCUUGGAAUUUUCUCCUAGCCUUUUGAAAACAAUGAGUGCAAGUAGCAACCAACCUUCACUGCCCUCACCCCCGCAACCACCAGUCAAUGGCUUGGCCAAGAAGUCUGCUGUUAAUAUACGCUCAGAUUCUGAUCUGAACAGUGCAGAAGUUGUGGGAAAAGCAGUUUACCCAGAGCUGCCACAAGUUGGGUCCAACCAAGUAGAAGAUUCUAGCAAAUUGGCUUUGAAUAGCAAUAUAACAACAAGGGCAGUAGCAGGAGAAGAAAGCACUUUGGAAGAGUUCAACCAUAUCAUAGAGGCUUUAUCCAAAUUUGGAGAAAAUGGUGUCGGUAAUAAUGAACUUUUAUUCUCAACAGGAAGCUCAGUCAGUACAGUUUGUGCAAAUUCUGUUGAUUGCAAGUCUUCUGCCUCAAAACCAAGUUCCAUGAACAUUUUGGAUACUGAGGUUCAUAGUAGGACGCUGCUGGCUCAGACUAGGCAAAGUGAAAUUGAAAGAAGGGCUUGUAGGCUUCGGAAAAGACUAGAAGUUGUUCAGGCAAAGCAGGUGGAGCGUCACGUUCAACAGCAACUUGGAGGAUUUGUGGAGAAAACUGCACACAGACUUCCCUACUUUGACUGUCUGAAACGUCAGGAUGGGUCGCUGCGAAAUCAGCAGUUGGUUUUUGCUUGUAAAUCAGAUUCUGCCUCACGGAAAGGGGGUGAAAAUGUUUCGGAAACAUUGGCAAAUUUCUUUAAGAGCAGUUCGGUGUCGAAAGGGAUUGAAAAAUUUGUUUCAAGUUCUGACUCAAAGCUACGGUUCAGCGAGAAUGCGUUUGAUUCGGAUGUUACUGAGAGCAGUUCUGGUGGAGAAUCUGACGCUGAAGAGGAAUUGUUUGCCAAAGUGGGAAUGGAGCAGUAUCAGGCACCUGUUUGGCAACGUUCAGAAUGGCGAUGGGCAAUUGAACGAGCUGCUAUUGUGAGUCGUUGGAACUGGCUGCAGGCUCAUGUAUCCGAUUUAGAGUAUCGCAUCCGCCAACAGACUGAUAUUUAUCGACAAAUCCGUGCCAAUAAGGGCUCAGUUGUUCUUGGAGAUUCUCCAGCCUCAGAAGAUUUAAAUCGGCUACAAGUAAGCUCCCCAGAGAGGGCUGAUUCUCCAUCUCAAACGGAACUGAAAACUAAUGGUGCUGGUGUCAAGCUUGAGAUGUCAGUCUGCAGUCAUUCUUCACUGCCAAAAAUUGUGGGUAAACAGGUUAUUCCUCCCAUUGACCCUUUAGAAAAUGUGACAUCUUGUUCGACACCAACUGAAUCUGUACCAACAAAAGCCUGCAGUAACCUUAAGCCUGUCAAUGGAGUGGUCAACAGUGUCCACAGUUUACUCCCAGACAACAGUUCCACCGACAGUUCGGAUGCUGAAGAGCUACUGAAUAAAAAGCAGAGAAUGAAUAUGCUGCCUGUACCUCCUGAUAGCACCUGCAUUGCAGCUCGAGUUCGUCCCAUGUUGACCUGUAAAAAGCGGAGGCUGAUCAGACCCAACAGCGUUCAACCACUGACCCGGAAGAUCCAGCGUCCUCUUGCAGUGCGAUGUAACUGUGAUGUCACAACUUCUUGCAUCAUGUGUGCAUCCAAGAAUUCAGAAUCAUUUGAGAAUUGCUACGACAUGCCUGUGUCAGAGCGGCUAGCGCUGUUAGAUCCCUGCCUCCACCCGGUCCUUUCAGUUUCUGAUGACAUUCCACUGAGCAUGCACUUCCAACCUGUUCUGAAAGGUCAUUGGCAAAAUAAAUCACUGGACAAGAACAAAACCUCCAAGAAACUCUCACUGAAGCAUAAAGGCUUAUUAACGGUCAACCUGCCAGAUCCAUCACGCAGAGCACGGCAAAAGCUGACCAACUCUAUACUCAGUUCAGACAAAUAUGCUCACAGUAAGAACCGUACGGAGAAGCCAUUUAAACAGCACUUCGAUGAUUUACUAUCUGUGUCUAAACUAGAAAGCACGCCAGUACAGGAAAAAAUCCUGAACAAGAAAAGACAGCGAGAACUUCCAGCAGAACUGACAGAAACAAGACAGGCAUUGUCAGAUACGGGGAGUUCAUACAGUUCGACAGUUGGCUCUCAUACCUCAGUUCAUAGCCCAUUGCUGCGGCAGUUGUCCACUUCAUCUGAGAACUCUGUACCAAUUCCAACCAACACACCUAGUGUGGCAUCUGCACUGCAGACAGCCAGAAGGAAAAGGACAGAAAAUUCAUUUGACAUAAACAAUAUUGUGAUUCCAAUGUCAGUUGCUGCAACAACUCGUGUAGAAAAGCUUCAGUACAAGGAGAUCCUAACGCCAAGUUGGCGUGUUGUGGAUGUAAAACCUGAUUUUAAAAAUCACAAACUCAGUGAAGAAGACCAUGAGGAGAUCGAGGAUUUUUCGGAUGCAGUGUUUGCAACUCGGCAUGCAAAGUAUGAGGAGUUUGAGCGUUUGCGGUGGACAACGUGGUCAGCCUCUCCAGUCAGUGCACAGAGGCGAGGAAGCAGAUCUCUCAAAUCAACAGAUGAACAUUCCACCCCGCAGCCUGGCAACACAAAUCCUUCGACCCCUCAACCUGCUUCCCCUGACGUGAGCUUCCAUAGCCUUGGAGACUUGCCCCUCACACCUUCACCUUGCAGUCCCUCGGCACCUCCAGUCAGCCCGGAUACAUUUUGUUCUUCUCUUUCUCGAGAGAGCGCUGGACGGGUUUCAAAUGAGGAUACACGCUGUUCAACACCAGAUAUUAGCCAAGAAGAACAGACGGUUCAACCAUGGGAGAAGCGAACGUUCCCACUGGCAUGUAUUCCUGGGACUGAACGUGAGAGUCGAACUGAAACCAGCCUCAGACAGACCCGAAACAGUCGUCGAUCAUCUGGAAGCACGAAUAGGGGAAGCAGAGAGGCAGAAAGCGGUGCACUAUCCUCCGUUCAUCAUGAUGAUAAACAGAGACAUUCUGUACCUCUGCGGCUCACGCACAGAUAAACAAAAUUUAGUGACGACUACACUUGUCUCAAUGUUUGAUAUUCAAACAUCACCCAAACAAAAUUCACAGUUUUUAGUGAAUUUAGACUCCAUUUAAGUAGCUUUCUUAGGUUAAACGUUUUGUCACCGGCCACAGUUAUCACAAUGAAGAGGUUAGUUUGGUUAAGUUAGAUUCUCGGGCAAAAGCUGGAUUGACUGAUAUUUCAGGUAUUGGUAUCAGUAGACUUGUAAAUGAAGUUUCUAACUUCAUUUGGUUGCAUGUAGUGAUUAUCGAUCUCUUAAAUCAACAGUGGAGCGUGCACUCAUUAAUGUUCAAAAGCAGUCCUAUUUUGUUCACUUUUUGUUCUGGUUUUGCCAUUUUCUUCUCCGACUGAGAUGACUAAAUACGCUCUUAAGAAAACUGUGUUACUUCCUAAAAUAACUGCAGAAAUUCUGGAGAAACUCAGCGGGCCUGACAGCAUCUGUGGAGACAGAAACACAGUUCAUGUUUCAAGUCCAGUAUGAGACGACUUGUGCACAUGAAGUCUAGUCAUAAAGGACUUGAAAUACUAAUUCUGCUUCUGUCUCAGCAAAGCAUGUGAGACUGGCUGAGUUUUGUCCAGCGUGAUCUGUUUUAUUUCAGAUUUACAACAUUUGCAGUAUUUUGCUUUUAUUUGAAUCCAUCACUCACUUCCUAUUUUGAGUUUUGGUGUGAGCACUUGCCAAAGUGCAGAGAGAACAGCAUCUCCAUCCUGGGGAUUUAAUUCAAUCAAAUCCUGUCAAGGUUUGAAUUGAAUUUAUUAUGAACUUGGUGAGUUGCUGAGUGUUGUGGUCAUAAGCAUUUCCUGCGCUAACUGGUUUCAAAGGAGGAAACACAUUACUCUGCAGUUGUGACUAUUAUGGACCCUUUCUGCUUACUCUACUGUUUUCUGCAUUUUGCUUUGAAAUGACUGCAAAAUGACAGCUGAAAUCAGACGUUUGAUUAAGAAUUGACAAUUUUGAAGGGUAGUUGGAUUUGUGAUCAAAUUCCAGAAGGGAUUAGCAUUUUAUGUCCAUCUUGGUUGCAUGUGUGAGCAAAGCUGAAAUGGCAAUAAAAGUACAAACAUCAUUCCAUUUGUAGCCUCACAGUAGGUCUUCUCUUUCAACACUUCAGAACCUUUGUUGCUGCUACACAUCCCUUAUGACCAAGGUGGUGAUAGCUCUGCAGUCAUCUUGAAGGGUGUGUGAGAUGAGGGCAGAUUUGCUUCUUAUUCUUAUGUUCUAAAUGCAGAUUAUGUACAAACAAAAACACAAGCAAAGCCAUCAAUAGCCAAGCAUUCACAUCAAUAGUUAUUCCAAUCUGAAUUACAAUUAGUUCUGUUGAACAGUGGAUUCCUUGCUGAAAUAUUCAAGCAUUUAAUCUUCUCUGUAGUUGCAUUCUGCUUCAGUUGUCAGGCAGUUACUUCAACACUUGAUAGGGCUAUUAAGCUAAGAGUAGGAAUGAGUCAGUGCAGGAAUGGAGGGCUCCAGAAAUGUUUGGAAAAUAGUUUUAUUGCACUUCCGUACAAAACUAGGCCGAAUUUGGGAAUACUCAGAGUAUUACUGCACAGAACCUAAACCAUAAAGUAAUACUAUAAAAUAAAAAGUGAAAGAACAUUGGAAAUACACAACAGGCCAAACAGUGCCAUAUCAGAAGAGACUGAUUGUUUUGACUGAAGAUCUGUCUUACUAGCUCUCCCACAAUAUUAAAGCAGCAAUCAUCUUCAAAGCCUUCAAUAUCAAAUCUCUACCUCAUUCUUCACACACCCACCUGACCUGAAGAUGACUGAGGGACAGGGUUUGAAACUCCUCCAAUACAAUUCUGUGGUCAGGUUGUGAUAUUUACUGGAAGCCAACAUGAAUGGAGGAUACUCCAAUCAUGCAGAAUUGCUCUCUGAUCACGUCUUUUUCAACGACAAAUUUUCUUACUCCUAGAUAAGACUUCUGGAUGUUGGAGAUGUCCCAGUCAUGGGGCUACAUUAAGCAUCCAUGUUUUCUAUGUUUGGCAAUAGAGAUCUGUAUUAGCUGAAUGGCACUGAAAGUGGGAUGUAAUACCACUAAACCAGUCAUUUGAGAGAAGAGUUCUACCCCUCCAUUUCCCUCACCACCAAUUGCUGAUUGGAGUGGUUUAAGUGCUAAUCUGCAGGGUUAGGUCAUUCUUUAAAAAUAGGUAGUGAGGAAAACGAGUCUGCAUGUUGUAGAUGAAUCCUAUGCUCAUCUCCUAUUAAUGUGGCUGCAGUCUAUUCCUGAGGCUGCAGGUGGCAAGCAGCAAUGAAAGCCAUGCUCCCAAAAUAAAUUAUGAAGAGGAGAUGUCCAAUAUUCGAUUAUUUGCCAUGUGGCAGUUUUCUACAUUGCUUGAUUUGAAUGUGUUCUGUGUAAUUAAACUGUGGGAGGAAAGGGUAAAGAUUGGAUAUAUCGUCUUCCGUUGAGAUGGAAACAAGCGAAGGUAUUAACCAUCUGAAACUAGUUGGUCCACAGCCUGCUGGUUCAAUCCAGUGAGUGGAGUGAAGAGAAAAAGAACUUGUGCUCCACAGUAUGGUGUUGAUAAAGAAGAGCAUGGUGGUGUGUACAGUCUGAAUUGCCUCUGUGAGCCACCUGUACUCAGCGUAUCAAUAGAUUUGGGUGAACUUUUUGACCAAUUCCACAACUGUGGUAAUAUUUUAAGUAUGCAUUUAACCAAGACACACUUUUUGAAAUUAGGAAAUGAUGGAGGAUUCAUAUUAGAUAAUUGAGCAACCAAGCAAACAAUCAAAAAAAAUGUUAUGAUCUAUAGCCUGCCAAAGAAAUGGCAUUCAAUAACAAGCUAUUGCUUUGUUUUCUGAAGAGUGCUGAAGUUUCUUAGUUUUAUACAGUUUCCUCAGAGUGACUGUGUCAUACAUAGCCCAUAGAUAUAACUAUCACAUGCAAGUGAAUGAUAAUAAUCCUAGAUGCUUUACCUCUGUUCAGUAUCACUGCUAAGUGUAGGUUUGAACAGAAUGAAUCUAGAUCAGUAUUAAUCUAUAUUUAGGCUCUAAUUAAUGUUCCUAUUCUCUCAGUACUGAGCAUAGCAGAACGUCAAAACAACUUGGUGAAAAGCAUAGCAGGUUUUCUCAUUCACUCAAAAGCUAAAUGUAUCUUAUCAACUGUUGAGAACAUCACCCUGACAAGAAACAGCUUGACAGCAUAAACCGUACUGUUCACACUUGGUAUACUUGGCUUCAAACCUGAAAUCCUGUGACUUAUUAAAAAAAAAUUGGGAUUUAAACCAAAUCAGUGCAUUCACUCAGUGAAUUAAUGUGGCUGCAGUCUUAGCUUCUGGACCUUUUUGGGCUCAUGACAGUAAUGCAACAGUUUGAUGCAUCCAGCAAUUGCACCCUAAAUCCAAUCUGUUCAAUGACUCCAAGAGUUAGUUUUAAUUGAAACAAUUUUGAUUAAUUUGUGCAUACAUUUGCCCUGGCUACAUCACAAUGGAUGUUUGUCCACUAAGUGAUGGUUAUCCCCUUGUGUAGCUUGUAUUUCCAAUCAGCUAGUCCAGCUGGCAAUCCAAAGUAAUUUCACAUUUUGCUUGAAUGUGUGCAUUCAUGAGAGUUCUUGUGCUUGAAUUUGUUCAGUCAGAGCCACUGUUUGUUUCCCAGUCUUGGAAUAGUAUUACUUUUUGAUCAUGUGGAGUUGUCAUUUAUUCUAAGCAAUCUGCUUUCAGGUAAUUAAAGAGCAGAUUAAUACCUCACAGGUUUUGUAUAUAGCCUGUUUCUGGAAUUUUGGAAAUAGAUUAGAAGCAGCUUGCUAUCGAAAUAAGGCACAGAAGGAGGCCAUUCAGUCAUUGAGUCCAUACUGACAAAGUAGUGAAGAGGCAAUGUUUAUGUGCAAGGACCCACCUGAGUCUCUAUUCCCACCCAAAUCUCUCUUCCCACCCAGACUUGCUUUUAAACUUACAGUAUUAGAACUUGUUGAUUUGAGUUUGUCUGUUGAUCACCCUGUCAUGUUGAGGCCUAGUUGCCUAGUGCUCUCUCGCCCUCGUAUUAAGGGAUGGCAACCCUUGGGUUAAAUUUAUGUUUCAUAAGGAAGUGAUACUUGCUAUUUGUGCUGCAAAUACAAUGCAGUUUUCUCCAAACAUGACACAUCCUCUCAUUUUAAAAUUGUUCAAACUGUCCCUCAUUUGUACCUGUUUCUUCCCUUGUGAUGUCAAAAGCUAGUUCACUGUUAGCUGUGUGCCUGUCUGUAUGUUUCCAUCUCAGUCAUUGAAAAGUGUAAAAAAAAUCAAUUUUUUGAUCUUUUAUAUACAUUAAAUAAAAAUUGUAGCUGACUGCUUCGAUUGUAGCACCCCUUAGCCUUGUAAAAAUGUUCUAUUUUGUAUAUAUUUUCUCAUUUUGAAAGCUGUGUAUGGAGGUAUGGGCUCUUGUCCUUGCUGUAUAGAGGCUUUUCUUCAUGCAGAGAAGCAGUGACUUUAUGACUUAAUCAACCCUAAUGUUAAGCACAAUCUGUGCUUAUAAAAAGUUUAAAAAUUUUAAAAAUAUUAAAAAAAAGUUGAAGACUU
Hemiscyllium ocellatum (epaulette shark) is the source of this 8241-nucleotide messenger RNA. It is a transcript of the gene kansl1b, whose product is annotated as KAT8 regulatory NSL complex subunit 1b. Lineage: Eukaryota; Metazoa; Chordata; Chondrichthyes; Orectolobiformes; Hemiscylliidae. The transcript is spliced from 15 exons. Gene Ontology annotation, cellular component: NSL complex. The record is from RefSeq and is a predicted model, not a curated record. Gene Ontology annotation, molecular function: histone acetyltransferase binding. The coding region runs from base 378 to 3731 and encodes 1117 amino acids.